This is a messenger RNA of Psylliodes chrysocephalus, 1510 nucleotides long. Lineage: Eukaryota; Metazoa; Arthropoda; Insecta; Coleoptera; Chrysomelidae. The record is from the annotation of a GenBank genome assembly.
AUGGCUAAACAAUCUAAUAUUAUUAGUUUUUUUAAACCCAUACACCAACAAAUUGCUGAACCACUUAUCUCAGAACCUUCAACUUCCAUACAAUCAGUUACAGAGCCAAUUAUUCCUAUUGCUUUACCAAGCUCCACUGCAGCUGGUAGCACUGAUGGAUCUGAAUCUGAAUCAGAUAUUAGUGAAAAUGGGGUAAUAGAAGUUGUGCCAGAUGUAACCAGAAGAAAUGACAGUGAACAAAGUAUUGCAUCCAUUCUAAAAGAUACAAACUAUUCCAUAAUAGUUGAUGAAACCACUGACGUCUCAGUAAAAAAAUGUUUAGCCAUACUUGUGAGAUAUGUGGAUAUAAGACUAGAAAAAGUAAAGGAUCGACUUCUAGCUUUGGUUGAAGUUACAGAUGUCACUUCUGAAGGAAUACUACAAAAAUUUUUAACUACUAUUGAAAGUUUAUCAAUACCUCAUUCAAAUUUAUUGGGAUUUGCGGCUGACAAUGCAGCUGUGAUGAUGGGAAAAUUUAAUGGAGUACAAGCUAAGCUAAAACAAAUAAAUCCCAAUAUAUUUGUUAUGGGUUGUAUUUGCCACUCCCUCCACCUCUGUGCAUCUGCAGCAAGCGCAGUCGUGAAACGUACUCUUGAACAGUGGCCAGCUCUGCUGUUAUAUUUUAAUGCAGCUAUUUUAGAAGAUAAUUUGGUCGCAGCUUCUACCAUUCACAAUGCUCUAAAUAAUGUAAUUUUUAAGUUAUAUUUAACAUUUCUUGCAUAUAUUUUACCAUUAAUUACAAAAUUAAAUUUGGAGUUUCAAGCGGAAAGACCCCAAUUAUAUAAUAUACAUGACGCAAUUCAAACAACUACUAAAACAAUUUUAAAAAUUUUAUGAAAUCCAAUUACAUUGAUAGUGCCCCCUUUUUAGAAUGGGAUGAAUUAAAUUCAAGACAAUACAAACCUCUUGAAGAAAUAUAUCUAGGAGCCAAUGUUAAUUUUAUAAUCAAAUCCCAAAAUUCUAGUAAUCAUGAAAUUCAUGACUUCAGACUUAAGUGUUUAAGUUAUUACAUUGAACUUUGUUCACAAUUAAAGAAACGAUUUCAAAACAUCCAAGUAUAUAAAAAAUUUCAAUGUUUAAGUCCAUCUCAUGUCCUUACUGGCAAUUCAAGUAUAAUCGAUCUACUAAUUGCAUUUCCUCAUAUUUGCAAAAACAAAUUUGAGGAAAUUAGUAGUGAAUUUAGAGAAAUCUGCAAUUUACCUGAAUCCAUUAAGAGUGAUUUAUUGACCUUAGAUUUUGAACAUUUUUGGUUCAAAAUAUUUAAAUUUAAAAACGCACUAAAUGAGAAAUGUUUUGAAAAUGUUUGUUUAUUUGUGUUCAAUAUUAUGUGUCUACCCCACAGUAGUGCUUGUGCAGAGAGAACAUUCUCUGAUUUAAAUAAUAUAAAAACCAAAAAUAGGAAUCGAUUAUUGCCCACCACAAUAAAUUCGUUGCUAAUGGGGAAAGAACUGUUAAACAAUAAACAAUGUUU